Ricinus communis (castor bean) is the source of this 2390-nucleotide messenger RNA. Its product is annotated as casein kinase 1-like protein 10. Gene Ontology annotation, biological process: peptidyl-serine phosphorylation; signal transduction; endocytosis. Gene Ontology annotation, molecular function: protein serine/threonine kinase activity; ATP binding. The record is from RefSeq and is a predicted model, not a curated record. The transcript has 14 exons. Bases 580 to 1968 code for a protein of 462 amino acids. Lineage: Eukaryota; Viridiplantae; Streptophyta; Magnoliopsida; Malpighiales; Euphorbiaceae. Gene Ontology annotation, cellular component: nucleus; cytoplasm.
GAAAACAAAAGAAAAAAAAAAACAAUCUAAACAAUGAAACUGUUUUAAAGUCGUUUCAACAAUACACUUUCUUUAAGAUUUUCAUUCUUUUAUUUGAUGCAAAAACAGAAAAAAAGAAAAAGACAUUUCUGCAAAACUCCUUUUAUCGAGUCUCAUAUCUUUUCUAAAGUCUCCUCCUUUUGCAAAAUUGUCCUUUUGAUUUGAUUUAGUUUUGGUGAGAUUUUGCCACAUUUCCAUUUCUUUUUAAUGUAAUUUCAUAUUGAUCAAGAAAUGUACUAUCAUUUUCUUGGGUUUUGAUCUCCAUCUAUUUCAUAUGUGUGGGGCAAUCCCUUUAUUCUUUUAUUAAAUAAAUCCUUUUCUAAUCAUCAAAUUCUAUUUUUAAUUUAAUAGUACUUAAUAAUGUUUGAAUGAUUGAUGUUGAUAAUAAAAGCUGACUGUUAAUUUUUUUUAAAUUUUUUUUUUUUUGAAAAUCUCUUUUAAAAAAUUUUGCCACUCAAAGAAAUUUUGGAUUUUGAGUGUUGCAAUAACGAGAAUCUUUUCAAAUUUUGUUUCCCUUAAUUGGGUUCAUAUAAGUCAAUCAUGGAUCAUAUAGUUGGGGGCAAAUUCAAAAUGGGGCGAAAGAUCGGCGGUGGAUCCUUUGGAGAAUUGUUCCUUGGGGUUAAUGUACAGAAUGGAGAAGAAGUUGGUAUAAAGCUGGAACCUGCAAGGACCAAGCAUCCCCAGCUUCAUUAUGAAUCUAAAAUUUACAUGCUUCUUCAAGGAGGAACGGGAGUUCCUCAUCUCAAGUGGUUUGGUGUCGAGGGUGAGUACAAUAUCAUGGUUAUUGAUCUUUUAGGCCCGAGUCUUGAAGACUUGUUCAAUUAUUGCAAUCGGAAGUUCUCCUUGAAAACAGUGUUGAUGCUUGCAGAUCAAUUGAUUAACAGAGUCGAGUAUAUGCACUCAAGGGGUUUUCUUCACCGUGAUAUAAAGCCUGACAACUUUCUAAUGGGUUUAGGACGCAAAGCCAAUCAGGUUUACAUCAUCGAUUAUGGUCUUGCGAAAAAGUACAGGGAUCUUCAAACUCAUAAACAUAUACCAUACCGGGAAAAUAAGAAUCUGACAGGCACUGCUCGAUAUGCUAGCGUGAACACUCAUCUUGGCGUUGAACAAAGCAGAAGAGAUGACUUGGAAUCUCUUGGUUAUGUACUCAUGUAUUUCCUAAGGGGAAGCCUUCCCUGGCAGGGCCUUAAAGCAGGGACGAAAAAGCAGAAAUAUGAUAAAAUCAGUGAAAAGAAGAUGUUAACUCCUGUUGAGGUUCUUUGCAAGUCAUAUCCAUCAGAAUUUAUAUCAUACUUCCAUUAUUGUCGAUCAUUGCGAUUUGAAGACAAGCCAGAUUAUUCCUAUCUGAAAAGGCUUUUCCGUGACUUAUUUGUUAGAGAAGGCUAUCAGUUCGACUAUGUUUUUGACUGGACUAUAUUAAAGUAUCCUCAGAUUGGUUCCAGUUCCAGACAACGGCAGUCUAGUGGGAAAACUGGUUUAAAACCUCGGCAAUCUUUUGAACAAACAGAAAAGGCCCCAGUAGUAGGAAAUGAGAUUCGAGAUAGGUCUUCGGGGGCACUUGAAGCAUUCAGUAGAAGACUUGCUUCUGGUGUCGGACAGCAUGGUGAUCGCAUGAAGCACAGGACAUCAGAGGAUGCAUCAUCAUCUAAAGAUGCACGACCUAGUUCAGAAAGAGGCCGCAUCUCUCGCAAUGGCAGCGUGUCAAAGAAGGCUGUUGCUUCAAGCAGCAGGCUAAGCUCCACUGUAGCAGGCAGUGAGAGUCGAUCGAGCUGGCUGUUCUCAAACAGCAGUCGUCUGUCUACCACCCACAGAAUCCAUUCUGGGGCUGAGUCCAAAAUCUCCCAUGGUACUGGCGCAAGAGACACUCAUGACGAUCAACUACGAAGCUUUGAGCACCUUGCCAUUGGCACAGACAAGAGCAGGCGAUGAAUGAUAUUGCGUUGCAUCUGGUGUAAACUUGUGGUGCUUUGUUAUUCAGGGGAAGUGCCCGUAUGUCAUCAUCUGGUUUCACAUAAUCGCUAUUAAUAUUUCUUCAGCAAAAUCGCAGUUCGCUUUGCCUUAUCUAAGGUAGCCGUAAGUGCAAAGUGUCUGUUGCUGUUCCUUGUGGGUUGUUCUCAUAUAGUUUUGUAAAUUCAUCCGGAAGAAGACACUGACUUCCCCCAUAAAUAUCGGAUACUGAGGCAUAGUCGAGCGGCUUAAAAUUGCAACUAUGACUGGAAAAAUCAUGUGCUUGUAGCAGUUCUUCUUGCAAUUAUGGGAAGAAUGGUCGUGUGCUUGUACCAUUCUUCUACAACUAUCAGAUUAAACAGUUCGAAAAAUUAUCUAUAUAAAUAAAUAAAUAUUUUAAAAUA